AUGUCGACUGACGACAGCUAUGCCCCAAAGUCUCCGGACCUCUCUUCCUUUUAUUCAAGUGGCCCCACUCAGGACGAGCUCCAUCAUCCACAGCCUGACAGUCACUUUAGCCCAGGCUACGAAUAUAAAGCAGAGUCCCCAACCUACACCAGAUCUACUUCUUUUUCUUCUUAUGUUCCACCAUCCUUGAAUUUUAACAAUAACGGCGGCACAUAUGAUUCUAAGUACCGGCCACAAGUCGACUGCCAGCAAGCAUCAUCACAACUAAGAUCUACAAGACCGGAAUAUCAAUCUUACCGGUCGCGACAUUCUUCAAUCCAAGACCCCUACGUCCAUUCUUCACCAGACAAACGCCCCUCUUCUGGUAACGGAUUCGAGGAUAAUUUUGCCUCUUCACACACACGGUCACUACAGCACACUCCGGCGCGACCUGCGCCGUACGGCCAACCCUAUCCAGAGCAAACUCCGCUUUCCAAUGCGGCUGCGUACGAUACAUCCUACGCACCACUAGUGGGAACUGGCACAACAGAACUCGCUUCGACAUUCGGUGCUAUACCUUUUGAUACAGAUAUGCCUCCGCGCAAAGCCGCGGCGCCUGCGGCGCCUGCUAUCGACCCAUCCCCCGUUCGAACCAAGUUUCCAACUGCCAGGAUCAAACGAAUUAUGCAGGCUGAUGAGGAGGUUGGAAAGGUUGCACAGCAGACCCCGAUCGCUGUGGGCAAGGCUCUUGAACUUUUUAUGAUCCAACUCGUUACGAAGAGCGCCGACGUGGCCAAGGAGAAGGGUUCCAAGAGAGUCACAGCACCAAUGCUCAAACAUGUGGUCGAGGCCGAUGAGCAGUGGGAUUUCCUUCGUGACAUUGUCAGUCGCGUCGAGAAUGAGAAGGAGGGUAGUAGAUCAAAGACCAAGCAGGAGAGCUCAAGUGAUGAGGAGAUUGAAGAGCCCAAGAAGAGAACACGUGGCGGCAGAAGAAAGAAGACUCAGUGA
Molecule: messenger RNA, 987 nt
Organism: Fusarium fujikuroi IMI 58289
Lineage: Eukaryota; Fungi; Ascomycota; Sordariomycetes; Hypocreales; Nectriaceae
Product: related to negative regulator of transcription from Pol II promoter
Exons: 1
Coding region: 1-987 (328 amino acids)
Biological process (GO): negative regulation of transcription by RNA polymerase II; transcription by RNA polymerase II; positive regulation of transcription by RNA polymerase II
Cellular component (GO): nucleus; negative cofactor 2 complex
Molecular function (GO): RNA polymerase II general transcription initiation factor activity; protein heterodimerization activity; transcription corepressor activity
Source: RefSeq, a predicted model, not a curated record